Molecule: messenger RNA, 2649 nt
Organism: Stegastes partitus (bicolor damselfish)
Lineage: Eukaryota; Metazoa; Chordata; Actinopteri; Pomacentridae
Product: extracellular calcium-sensing receptor-like
Exons: 12
Coding region: 1-2649 (882 amino acids)
Biological process (GO): G protein-coupled receptor signaling pathway
Cellular component (GO): plasma membrane
Molecular function (GO): G protein-coupled receptor activity
Source: RefSeq, a predicted model, not a curated record
AUGUGGAAUUUAACGGGAUUUGUCUUUGUGGAAAGGCUGAUGGGAGUGGAGGGGCUUCAGGCGACAGUGUGCUCCCGGUGGGGUGCACCGGGCAACAAGAGCCUCUUCCAGGAUGGAGAUGUGGUUAUCGGCGGGCUUUUUAGUGUGCAUUACAUACCUUCAGCUGUAGAGCAAGACUUCACCAAGCUGCCUCAAUAUGAACCUUGUAAUGGUUUAGAUCAACAGUCUUUAAAAUAUAUGUAUGCUAUGGCCUUUGCGGUGGAGGAAAUCAAUCGUAACAGCAGCCUCCUACCGGGACUGAAGUUGGGCUACCGCAUACUAGAUAGCUGUGGCCGAUACCCCUGGGCUCUGCAGACAGCACUGUCACUGGUCGGAGGAGACGCACACAGAUGCAGCACAGCAGCCUCUCCGCUUCAUUCUGCAGCUUACGAACAAGCUUUAGAGAAAGCAGGUUGGACUGCUCCUUUGCUCAUUGGUGCUGCUUCAUCUACAUCAGGCAUAAUGCUGUCCAGGAUCCUGAGGUCUCUCUCUAUCAGCUUCUUGGCUAGUUGCCCCUGUCUUAGUGACAGAUCCAAGUUUCCGAACUUCUUCAGAACAAUCCCCAGUGAUAUUUAUCAAGCUCGAGCCAUGGCACAACUAGCUAUACGCCUUCACUGGACGUGGAUUGGAGCUGUGCAUGUAAACAAUGAUUAUGGUCAACUUGCGAUACAGGUAUUCCAGGAAGAGAUUCAAGGGAAAGGGGUAUGCUUGGAAUUUAUAGAGCCUGUUCACAGGGAAACUAUUGUGAGAGAUGCCGAACGUGCAGCACUCACCAUCCAAGCUGCGACUGCAAGAGUGAUUCUGGUCUUUACUUGGUAUACAGAUGCAAAGAAAGUAUUUCUGGAACUGGCCAAGAGAAAUGUGACUGGUAGACAGUUUCUGGCCAGCGAGGCUUGGAGCACAAGUGAUGAUCUUCUCCAGGAUGCUGCCGUCUCUAAGGUGGCUAGAGGUGUUCUAGGUGUGGCCAUACGAAGUUCAACAAUGCCUGGAUUUGAAAAUUAUCUCAGACGUUUGCACCCAGUUCAUCGUCCUGAUGAUGAAUUCUUGAGAGAAUUCUGGGAGAAAGAGUUUGGGUGCAGCCAGGUGGACAAAUUUUCAUAUUCGCCUUCAUCACUCAGAGCAGACCGUUCGUCAGACGUUUUCACCUCAAGCCUUCAAAAAGCUUCUCUACCUCCGUGCAGCGGGAAAGAAUCCUUAGAGGGAGUGCAGCAUCCCUUUGUAGACACUUCUCAGCUAAGAGUUGCAUAUAAUGUGUACCUUGCUGUUUAUGCUGCAGCUCACGCCCUACACAGCCUCCUCUCCUGCCCCAACAGAGACCCUCCUCCUGGAAACAACAUCUCCACUUGCGUCUCUCCAAAGCACAUUAAACCCAUAGAGCUGUUGCAGCACUUAAACAAAGUGAACGUCACCACCCCGCACGGAGAAAUGUUUUAUUUCCAAGGAGCUGACUUUCCAGCAAAGUACGACCUUGUCAACUGGCAGAAAACCCCUGAAGGGCUCCUAAAACUGGUUUUGAUUGGCCGUGUGGAUGGGUUUGAUCUACACCUUAAUGAGUCAGCUAUUCAGUGGAGCACAGGAUCCAAUCAGGUGCCUGUUUCGGUGUGCAGUGAAAGAUGCCCCCCAGGUACUCGGACAGCAAACAGGAAAGGGGAACCUGUCUGCUGUUUUGACUGCAUCCCCUGUGCUGAUGGGGAGAUCAGCAAUAUGACUGGCUCUCUUCACUGUGAACGAUGUCCGUCUGAGUUCUGGUCCAAUGUCGAUAGAACUGCCUGCAUCCCUCGCCAGCUGGACUUCCUUUCCUUUAAUGAAACUUUGGGUAUUACUUUAACUACAGCAGCUGUGUCUGGUGCCGUAGUAACAACAGCUGUGUUUGUGGUUUUUCUUCACCACCGUCAAACACCUUUGGUACGAGCCAACAACUCGGAGCUGAGCUUCCUGCUUCUUCUGUCACUCAAGCUCUGCUUCCUGUGCUCACUGGUGUUCAUUGGUCGUCCGUCAGUCUGGUCUUGUCGGUUCCAGCAGGCUGCAUUUGGGAUCAGCUUUGUACUCUGUGUUUCCUGCCUCCUGGUGAAAACCAUAGUGGUUCUGGCUGUGUUCCGCUCAGCUCGGCCCGGAGCCGAAGCUUUGAUGAAGUGGUUUGGUCCUGGCCAACAGAGAGGAAGUAUCUGCUUCUUCACAUGCAUACAGGUUAUCAUCUGUGCCAUAUGGCUGUCCCUCAGCCCCCCGAUGCCUCAACGUGAUCUGGGUUUUAAAGGGUCAAAGGUCACUGUGGAGUGCGCCAUGGAAUCUGUGGUCGGGUUCUCUCUGGUUCUGGGCUACAUCGGCCUGCUGGCCUGCACCUGCCUCCUCUUGGCCUUUCUUGCUCGGAAACUCCCUGACAAUUUCAAUGAAGCUAAACUGAUCACCUUCAGCAUGCUGAUUUUCUGUGCCGUUUGGGUGGCCUUUGUGCCCGCUUAUGUCAGUUCUCCUGGGAAGUAUGUUGUCGCUGUGGAAAUAUUUGCAAUUCUUGCCUCUAGCUACGGUUUACUACUCUGUAUUUUUGCCCCAAAAUGUUUCAUUAUUCUUUUAAGACCUGAGAAAAACACUAAGAAAUACCUGAUGGCAAGAUAG